UUUCAGGAAGAUGGCUUUAGUACCAUCGUUGAAGAGAAACUUUAAGUCAUCAUCAUUUGGUCGUCUCAACACAUAUUUAAGCUCUUUUGAUCCAUUUAUGAACCCUACCACCUUCACUCAACGACGGGGAGCUGUUCGAGGAAAAGCUAAUUUCGUCGUGAAUUUCGUCCCGCAGCAGGAAGCUUGGGUAGUUGAGCGCAUGGGAAAAUUUCAUUCUAUUUUAGAUCCUGGAUUCAAUAUUUUGCUACCAUUUUUUGAUCGUAUCAAGUAUGUGCAAGUACUGAAAGAGUUAGCAAUUGAAGUACCACAACAAGGUGCCGUGACAAGUGAUAAUGUACAACUACAGAUUGAUGGAGUUCUCUAUUUGCGAGUAGUGGAUCCGUACAAAGCUUCGUAUGGUGUUGAAGAUCCAGAAUAUGCGAUUACACAGCUUGCACAAACAACGAUGCGUUCGGAAGUAGGCAAAAUCAAUCUAGAUACAGUAUUUAAGGAACGUGAACAACUCAAUAUCAAUAUUGUCGAAUCAAUAAAUAAAGCAGCUGAGCCUUGGGGAUUACAAUGCAUGCGAUAUGAAAUUAGGGACAUGACGAUGCCUAUAAAAAUCCAGGAAGCAAUGCAGAUGCAAGUGGAAGCGGAACGGCGGAAACGGGCUGCGAUUCUGGAGUCAGAAGGUAAACGUCAGGCAGCAAUUAAUAUCGCAGAAGGUGAAAAAAGGGCGCGCAUUUUAGCAUCAGAAGCUUCGAUGCAAGAAAAAAUUAAUGAAGCUAAGGGCAAGGCAGAAGCCAUUCAGAUAAAUGCACAGGCUCAGGCUUUGGGCAUUAAACUGGUUUCGGAAUCGUUAAACAAAACAGGUGGCUACGAUGCGGCGGCUUUGUCAGUGGCUGAGAAAUAUGUAACAGCUUUUGGACAAAUAGCUAAAGAUACAAAUACGAUAAUUAUACCAUCUGAUUUAGCUAAUGCAAGCGGUAUGGUUGCUCAAGCAUUAACCGUUUAUGGUGAAUUAACAAAGAAGAGGGAACCAUUCAUGUUUUCAUCGAAACAAAAAGCUAUUGAAAGAAAGAAUGAUGGAGAAAAACUUCCCUAGUUUUGGAUCAUAUGACAGUACUUAUUUCCAUCAGUUAUUGGAACUGUUUCCCAGUUUAUAACUUCCAGGUUUGCACCACACACUGUCAAACACCCCUCUCGUAUUUUCUAUAUUUAUGUUUGAGAAUAACCUAAUUGAGCAAGCGCAUUUCCAUUUCAUUACUAUUUUUUUAUUUUAUAUUGAAUUGUCUUGUUCCACAAGUGCAUAUCAUUUCAUCAGUGGAGAAAUUGUUAGUUUUCAAAAAGCGAGCUUUCUGUAUUGAGUGAUUUCAAAAACUAUGAAAAUCAUUAUCGUCUUAAUUUUCUAUGAUGGAAAGUAGAACGCUGUUCAGGAUAUAUCAUUAAGAAUGCUUAAGACCGAAAGCACAAUUUACCCAUUAUAGGUAAUUUCAGCUUAAAUUGUGAGCACUCAUUCCUAAUUGUCUUAAAAUGGUACUCUACCAUAUUGGACUUUUAUAAUGGUACUGUUGUCGUCUAGAAAUUUUUAAAAUAAUACAUCACAUGUUCCCUUGUUUUUGAACGAUGAAGUGUUGGAAAAGCAGUUAGCAUUAAAGCGGAUGAUAACUAUGAAUUUUGUUUCUCUCAAAAUGUUUUGCAUGACGGGUCUAUGCUUUACAUCUAAUUCUGUCAUUUUUUUCAGUGCGGAAUAAAUGUUGAGCUCAG
Messenger RNA from Loa loa (African eye worm), 1746 nucleotides. Its product is annotated as stomatin-like protein 2. Gene Ontology annotation, cellular component: membrane. The transcript has 9 exons. Bases 11 to 1084 code for a protein of 357 amino acids. The record is from RefSeq and is a predicted model, not a curated record. NCBI's taxonomy places the organism in Eukaryota, Metazoa, Nematoda, Chromadorea, Rhabditida, Onchocercidae.